Malaclemys terrapin pileata is the source of this 1432-nucleotide messenger RNA. Its product is annotated as sulfotransferase 2B1-like. Gene Ontology annotation, biological process: sulfation. NCBI's taxonomy places the organism in Eukaryota, Metazoa, Chordata, Testudines, Emydidae. The transcript has 7 exons. The record is from RefSeq and is a predicted model, not a curated record. Gene Ontology annotation, molecular function: sulfotransferase activity. Gene Ontology annotation, cellular component: cytoplasm. The coding region runs from base 103 to 960 and encodes 285 amino acids.
CCCAGGAUAACCAGCAGGAGGUGCCACACUGCACGGUGCCCCCUAGUAUCACAAGGGGGACAGCACUGAUGCCGGGAGGUCUGUUUCUGUCCCAGCCCUGCCAUGGCGUGUGACUACUUCACCCACAAGGGGGUACUGUUUCCAUGCCUGGAUUACUCCCCUGAGGUACUGAGCAACGUGGAGAACGAAUUCCAGGUGCGGGACGACGACGUCUUCAACAUCACCUACCCCAAGUCAGGCACUAACUGGAUGCUGGAGAUCCUGAGUCUGAUCCGUUGUGACGGGGACCCUGGCUGGGUGCGCAGCGUGCUGAACUGGGAGCGGGCGCCCUGGGUGGAGAACCGGACGGGGCUGGAGGCUGCCCUGAAAUACCCCCCGCCCCGGCUGCUCUGCUCCCACCUCCCCGUCCAGCUCUUCCCCAAGUCCCUGCAGCGCUCCAAGGCCAAGAUCAUCUACACCCUGCGCUGCCCCAAGGACGUCCUGGUCUCGCUGUACCACUUCUCCAAGCUUCUGUGUCUCUUCAAGAACCCUGGUUCACUGGACUCCUUCCUCGAGGACUUCCUGAGCGGGAAUGUGCCCUACGGCUCCUGGUUCGACCACAUCACCGGUUGGAUGAGGCUGAAGGGCAACGAGAACUUCUUCUCCAUCACCUACGAGGAGCUGCAGCAGGAUCCGUGGGGCAGCGUGCAGAGAAUCUGCCACUUCCUGGGGAAGGAGCUGAGUGAGGAGCAAGUGGCUGCGGUGGUGGAGAACGCCUCCUUCCAGAGCAUGAAGGGGAACAAAAUGUCCAACUUCUCCCAGCUGAGGGACGAGUACAUGGACCACCAGAAGGGGGAAUUCCUGAGGAAAGGGAUCUGUGGCGACUGGAGGAACCAUCUCUCGGAGGUUCAGAGACAACGAUUCGACACCGUUUACCAGGAGUGGAUGCAGGGUCUGGGCAUGACCUUUCCCUGGGACUGACGGCCCCGCGCCCGCCACAUCUGCACCCGCAAUACACCGGCCCUGUGCCACCCACGUGCUGCUUAGGGUGACCAGAUGUCCUGAUUUUAUAGGGACAGUCCUGAUUUUUGGGUCUUUUUCUUAUAUAGGCUCCUAUUACCCCCCCCACCCCCAUCCCGAUUUUUCACUCUUGCUGUCUGGUCACCCUAGUGCUGCUGCUCUUCCUGUGCCCUCGGAGAUGCCCCCUGUGGCCACAUCACUGGGCUGGGGUGUGUGACCAGCAGGGGGCAGCACCCACCCAUGGGUUACUAAGAACAAAGCCAGACACGGUAAAUGUUGCUUUUCCCUAAACCCAAUGGGCUUGUUAGUAUAAUGGGAAUGGAGAAGAGCAGUUCAAGUGUUACUGGGCAUGGUGGGAAUGUAUAGACCGGGGUAGGCAACCUUUCAGGAGUGCUGUGCCAAGUCUUCAUUUAUUCACUCUAAUUUAAGGUUU